Messenger RNA from Asparagus officinalis (garden asparagus), 1230 nucleotides. RefSeq names its product NAC domain-containing protein 13-like. The coding region runs from base 1 to 1230 and encodes 409 amino acids. Gene Ontology annotation, biological process: regulation of DNA-templated transcription. The transcript has a single exon. Gene Ontology annotation, molecular function: DNA binding. The record is from RefSeq and is a predicted model, not a curated record. Lineage: Eukaryota; Viridiplantae; Streptophyta; Magnoliopsida; Asparagales; Asparagaceae.
AUGGCGGCAAUGCUGCCGGCUGCUCAUGAUAUUCAAGGAGGAGGAGGUGGAGGAGGAGGAGAGCAGCCAGAUUUCGAAGUGGGCUUCCGGUUCCGUCCAACGGAAGUCGAGCUCAUCGACUUCUACCUUCGAAGGAGGACGCAAGGAGAUUUCAGCAUACCCGAGAGUUUCAUACGGGAACUCGACAUCUACGAGCAUCGGCCGUGGCACCUCCCGCAUCACCUCUUCCCGUACUGCAACACGGAGGAGAAGGAGAUGUACUUUUUCACUAGGAGACGUCGUGCAAGCAGCAACGGCUCCAAGAGGUUUAGCCGAACCGUCGAUGAAGGGGGUCUGUGGGAUGGUCACGCCGCGGGCAAGGCCAUCCACAAAGCUGGGAAUGGCGGGGAGAAGAUCGAGAUUGGGCACAGGGCGCAGUUGGCGUUCAAGUUGUUUGAUGAUAAGAAGAGUAAGAAGAGCACCCUCUGGAUCUUGCACGAGUAUCGUCUUGUUGAUGACAAGGCUGAUGACGUGGUGCUCUGCAGAAUCCAUAAGAGGAAGGGAAAGGACGAGGACGAGGAGGAGGUGGCGCCAGUGUUUAUUAAUACACAACAGACGGCCGACGAACAAACUUCGUUGCCAGCAGCACAGCCUUUGGUGGAAGCUGAUGCGGUUGCCGCUGCUGAUGUUGAUGAUGAUGAUCUCUCACUUGUGCGGUUACUGGAGGAAGAACUGGUGGAGGUGGAGGUGGAGGAGCAAAGACGAGUGAAGAGGCAGAGAAUAGGAGGAGGAGGAGGAGGAGGAGCUCACCAAAUUCCAAUGAAUCAGGGACUGUUGCGGUCUCCAAUGGAUAAAAGAUGUGCCAAGAGGCAGAGGAUAGAACAAGAAGAAGCCCAUCAGGCCUCCGCUGUUGAUGCUGAUGACGGGCUAACAAUGACGUUAGACGAAAUCAAUACAAUCUUGGACGAGCUUCCUUCAAAUACCUCGCAGCAGCAACCAGCAGACCCUGUGGACGUAGAGCAACUUUUGAAAUGCCUCGAAGUUGAACCCUCAACGUCGUUCGACGGCUUGUCCUUUUGUCUAGACGGCCACAUACUACAAGAAACUCCGUCGCCAGCGGAGGGGGAAAGAAGUGUGAAGGGGGGAGAGGAAAUCAUGUCAGCCAUGCAGGACUGCUUGAACAUGCCAUUGCCCGCUUAUGCUGUCGGUGAUGAGUACUGUUACGAUUUACUAGCACUGGGCAUCUGUUAG